CUGCGACGCGCUGAGUGCGGAGGGACGAGACGCGCUGCAUACCGACGGAGAGCCACGGGAGCAGGCUAAUUAAGCUCAAGUGGAGACUUGCGACCGGCCAGGACGCGCAGAACCCAUCUUGUUCUUUGACAAACAAACACACACACACACACACACACACACACACACACACACACACACACACUAUAAGAUAUAUUUUUUCUGUCACGUCAUUGGACAUUAUAACCUUUUCUUCACAUGCGUUUCCUCACAUAUUUUCCUUCAAGGCACUGAGAGCCAAACUAAGUGUUCGGAAUAUUUGGGGUUUUUUUCAGUGAUAAUUUUCUUCUCCUUCUUCUUCUGGCUGACAGUCAGAACAAGACAAACAGCUCUGCGCCUCUCCGGUCACCAGAAGGAAAAGUCAAGUGGAUCAAACGGAUGUGUUGGUCCAGUGACGUGUAGGAGAAGAAGAAGCGUUGGACUAUUGCUGUUGACAUUCAUCCACUGUUUUUUGGGGGGGGGGUGGUAUAACAAAAGGAAACAGAAUCCCCGCAAAGGCACCACGAAGGAGGAAUACCGAGGCUGCGAAAACAAGCAGCAAAUCAAUCACAACUCCAUCAUGGGCUGCCCCCUCUUGCGGAACGCGUUUGCUGGUUUGAUGCUGGUGUUGCUGUCGAGAGUUUCCAGUGUGCAGGGAGGAGAGUUCGGACACCUGCCGGACAACAUCACCGUGUUGGAAGGAGAAAGAGUCACUUUGAGAUGUCGGAUCGACGAGGAGGUGACCCACAAGGCCUGGCUGAACCGCUCCAACAUUCUGUUCACGGGGACGGACAAGUGGUCGCUGGACAAGCGCGUGACGCUGGCCAACAGCAACAACAGCGACUUCUCCAUCCACAUCGACGAGGUGCAGAUCACCGACGAGGGGCCCUACACCUGCAGCUUCCAGGCCAAUAACAAGCCGCGCAUCGCCCACGUCUACCUCGUCGUCCAAGUGCCGGCCAGAAUCGUCAACGUCUCAAAAAACGUGUCGGUGAACGAAGGCGAGAAUGUGAACCUCUACUGCCUGGCAGUGGGCCGCCCUGAGCCCACCGUCACCUGGAAAGACCAGAAAUAUGGGCUGGUGAGUGACGGCGAGUUCCUCGACAUCACGGAGAUCAAGAGGCAGCAGGCCGAGGACUACGAGUGCAUCACCAACAACGGAGUGGCUUCACCCGACCGGCGCAAGAUCAGGGUCACGGUCAACUAUCCUCCCUUGAUCACAGACAUGAAAAACAUGCCGGCCCAUUUGGGUAAGACCGCCAUCUUGCGUUGCGAAGCCAUGGCAGUGCCGCCAGCCUCCUUCGAUUGGUACAAAGAUGACCACAGGCCGGUGGAGAGCGACAACACCCUGCGGAUCAAAAACGAGAAGACGCGCUCGCUGCUGCUGUUCACCAACGUGACGGAGAGACACUUUGGCAACUACACCUGCUUCGCCUCAAACCGUCUGGGGGCUUCCAACGCCAGCAUGCUGCUGUUUCGACCGGGGGCCAUACAGGGCCGAGGGACCGGCCUCCAUGCAGGGAUGAGUGUCGGCGUGUCCGUCUGGGUUUCCCUCUCUGCUCUUCUUCUGCUGAAGCUGUAAAGAUCGACCUCCACUUGGAAUUGUCCCCAAACGCCGCCCGCCGCCCCCCCCCCACCUCAACCCCCAACCCCCUCUUUCUCUUUCUCUCUCUCUCUCUCCCCCUCGACGGAAGGAAGAAGGAAAUGAAAUUCUUUAAUUACGAACCCAUCACUGUGAACAAAAAGAAUAUGCAUUAUUCCAGGAGCCAUUGAAUCAUUGCAUCAAACACACAACCACAUUAUUACCCCCCCCCCCCCCACACACACCCCCACCCUCCCCUCUUCCCCGAAACCCCGACUGCCUUGAUUCAAUUUCGAGGUCAAACCAUUGUCAUCAUCUCUUCCCCUCUCUCUCUCUCUCUCUCUCUCUCUCUCUCUCUCUCUCUCUCUCUCUCUCUCUCACAGCAUGCCUUGCAGAUUUAUCUGACUCGGUACUUCCCUCUUUGCCUUUAUUUUCCCCUCAUUAUUACCACUGGGCCGAUGUUGAUAGAGAGUGUAUAUUAACAAUCAUUGUGUCGGUGAUCAAUGAGAAAGUAAAUAAUCUAACUACUGAACGAUCAUUUGUGUAAUAUACAUAGACUAAUGACUGACCUACAAUGUUUGCCUUAUGGAAAUGAUACAUCAAAUAUCAAUAUCAUGGUGGAUAUUUAUAGAAUUAUAGUAAUAAUGUGUUAAAGACGGUCAUGUGACCUUUUUUGAAAAGUGUUCAAUUGGUGGCCAUAUGGAGUUUCACACACACUCACACACGUAUGGCUUUUUGAUUUUAACUGUGUAGCAGUGAAGCUGCUAUGAAUGAUGUCAAAAUGCAUUAAAAAAGGGUGGGUGGUGACGGCUUCAGUCUUAACUUCCCCUUUAUGUAGUUCUGGGGGUUUAUACCAAGGUUUUGCAUGUAGACCCCCUCACUACCCAAACCUUUUUACCCCCCUCCUCCGCCCUUCUGUUCAACGUGCCCUGUCCAGUCGCCCUUCGCAUCGCUUUGGCGUUCUCUGCUCCGUGUCGCCCCCCCCUCCCCACCGCCUCCCUCCAUCUUCCUCCCCAGUGUAAAUAUAUGCAGUUAAGAGGCCACGCCGGCGACUUUGGGUUCGCCCCGGCGCCGAACGACAUCCCCCAUCAGCCUCGACUAUACGCUCCAGUUUUCUGAAGCAGCAAGAGACUGUCCAGUGACAACGAUAUCUUCUGUUUCAAAGCUGCGGCUCCAUCCUCUUUGUCGCUUGUUGAUAGCAUGUACCGGUUAGAGAUGUUCCUGUUGUCUCCCUUCACCCCCCCGACCCCCCUCCCUCCUUUCCUGCACUGUGUCUGUUUUACUCUGCAAGGUUACCUGCUCUUACCUUUUUGGUGUUAAUAAUAGUACAGAUGAUGAUGAUGAUGUUAAUAAGUAUUUGAAUAACUAUGAAUAGUAAUUCCAUGUGAGAAAAAAAAAGAAAAAAGAACCAAAUCUGAUGGUUAUGAGCCGUGCGUGGGAGAGAAAAAAAGAUUUUUUUUUUUUUUUACUUUACUCUGAGAAGUCACACACAUUGAACAACCACGAUGAAAAAAGAAAAAUGGACAAAAAAAGGAGAGACAUGUAAAGUUUUUUCGAAGUGACGUGGUCUAUCUUGCCAUGACGAGCUUUUUAAAAAGCAUUUGAAACCGUCUGAGGGAUUAUUUCAUCCGAGUCCGGAAGCAGUGAAUGAUGAUGUUAUUUAUAAUUUGCAACGGUUUAGGUAUUGGACUAUCUCUUUUCCAUGCUUUUUAACUGCAUCACAGAUUUACAGCAUAUGUGUCAUAGUGUGUCUCUCUCCAACCAGAUAGAUAAAUGAUUUGGAUCCAUGUCUCUGAUUGUGGCUGUAAGUCAGUUCUUGUUCGGCCCGGACCACAGGGAGGCAAAGAUGUGAUUAGCCACUACCUGUGGCUGGCUAAGUGAAGGAGUCGGGGCUCCACCUGUCCCUCCUGCCAGCCAGUGAUGGCCCCCAUAAAUCAAGCUCAUACCUGCCACUGACAGGAAUCCUCUUCAAGGUCAACCCCGCCUUGGUGCACCAAGUCCUCUCACUCCAAUGUGCAGGCAUGGGCUCUACCAGAAUCCAUGGCACAAUUAUCCAUCCACUACCCCCCCCCAGCCCGCCGCACAGCACAAACAGUGGGAGGUAAGCCCAUACUUCAACACGGUGGCACUCGUUCCUCCGCUGAAACACUGUUUCCACUCACAUGCGGCGACUAUAUGCAAAUUUGCCAUAACGAGCCUCCUCGGAGAGAUGAGUUUUCCCCCCCGCCGAACCCUGACUACCGCGACCUCACAGGGCGAGUUACUCCACGUCGAAUCAAUUGUCUGAAUGUGUUCUGUUUGAUUUUGUUUCAAACCAGCAAUAACCCCCUUACUCAACUGUGCGAGAGGUGUCAGAUGCGGUUAAAGCUGUGGUGUGAUAUCUGCAGAGGUGAUAUUAACAAGGUGUAUCAAAUAAGUCUGUCGUCAUGCUCUUUACUGUGUCCAGUACUCUGAAAUGAUUGUGUAAGUGGCCCUUAAUCUAAAACACUACAUGUCGUACUCAAAAAGUUCUCGCCCCUCUGCGAUGUGAUGGGGUUGUGUGUGUGUGUGUGUGACAGAACACACUGUUUGUGCAUGCGUCUUGUUGCUCCGGAGGUAAUGACGGAUUCAAUGUCAAGCGCAAGAGCAGGUUGUUUGGUCGGUGCUUCUUUGUUCUGUCUCAGUCUCUUUUUCAUCUUCUCAGUAUCUCAGUCUUUCAUGCUGUCUUUUUUUUCUGUUUCCCAACUUAAACACUGUACACUGUUCCAUGUCGGCGUCCCACUGGGUUUGUCAGUGGCAUAUAACAUCUCUAUGUACAUAACCUGUCCUUGAUGAAGUGAAAAAGAAGAAAAAGAUAGAAGAAAACAUA
Messenger RNA from Pseudoliparis swirei, 4448 nucleotides. RefSeq names its product IgLON family member 5 (gene iglon5). The record is from RefSeq and is a predicted model, not a curated record. Lineage: Eukaryota; Metazoa; Chordata; Actinopteri; Perciformes; Liparidae. The transcript is spliced from 8 exons. Gene Ontology annotation, cellular component: cell-cell junction. Gene Ontology annotation, biological process: cell-cell adhesion. Gene Ontology annotation, molecular function: cell adhesion molecule binding. Bases 599 to 1600 code for a protein of 333 amino acids.